Pelagomonas calceolata is the source of this 4816-nucleotide messenger RNA. NCBI's taxonomy places the organism in Eukaryota, Pelagophyceae, Pelagomonadales, Pelagomonadaceae. The record is from the annotation of a GenBank genome assembly.
CUCACUGCCGCUAGCUAAUUCCGCAGGAGGUCUUGCGGCUUUGGUUUCAGCUUUCGCAAGUACGGGGCCCUACAACUGCCCGAUUCUCCGGGCGUCGUGUGUCUGCGCGACACCCUCGCGGAACACAUUAUUCAACAACGCUCGCAGCGUGCACAAAAGUCAGUAAAGCUGCAAACAGCCAAACGAUGGCCGCGGCGCGUCGACCGUCGGCGACGGCGCCGGCCCGCCGCACGAAAACCAAGCUCUCCCUCGAGGAUGCGCGGAAACACUUCCAAGCGCAGCUGCCCCACCGCAUCGACGCGCCGAACCAGGCGCUCGGCUUCCGCAAGGCGCGGCAGGGCGAGGCCAUCAGCGCCGAGACGGGCAAGGAGGCCGAGCUCUACCCGCUCUGCUCGUCGACGAUGCUCGAAGAGUUAGAUAGUUUUGGCGUGGGCAUCUCUUUGUAUUUCCGACAGCUGUUGGCGCUCUUCGCCGUCGCGGCGCUCUGCGCGCUCAUCCUCCUCACUUCUGGUUUGUACAACGCGAGUACGUGCGACUCGGACGAGAUCAAGGACGGGUCCAUCGACAAGGGCGGCCGCGACUUAGACUAUAGGCAGAGCGGCACGUCGACGGGCUCCGCGGCGGGCUGCUUAAGGAAGGACCUGUCCGUGGCGAGGAACGUCGCGCCGGACAUCGCCGUCUGCGUCAUCAUGCUGCUCGCGGCCCUCAUCGCCGACAAGAUGCGGAGCCGCGCCAAGUCGCACGUCGACGAGAACGCGCAGACGGCGUCGGACUAUACGAUUGUCAUACGGAACCCGCCGCGGCACAUUAUUGAUCCCGAGAAUUACCGGAGCUUCUUCGAGGAGCACGUGAACGACGCCGUGGUCUGCGUCACCAUUGCGAAAGAUAAUGGGUUACUGAUGACGCUCAUGGCGCAGCGCUUUGGGUUUAAACGAGACUUAGCCGAGUUCGCGAAGACCAAUGUCGAAGAAUUGGGUACGGUCGGGCGGUUGAUUCAGCCCUUUGUCUAUGGUAUGGGCUUGCUGAAGACGCCGAAGUACGCCCAGGAUAACCUAGAGAAAGUAGAAAAGCAACUCAAGGAGUACAUCCAGGAGCAUUCGAGGGUCACGGCGCCACCGACGACGGUCUUCGACCACCAGGGUCCCGACGGAACCUGGACGCCGUUUCGGGCCGAGGACUGCCUCCAAAUAAAAAAGGCCAUGGACAAGAACGACGACGGCGUCGUCAAACUGGACGGCGUCCCCUUCGAAGUACGUUGGGGCUCGAAGGCGACGUCGAAGAAGAUGCCCACUCGCCCGGACACGGACAUGAUCCAGGUCAAUAUCAAGAACGACAACACGCGUAUCGUAAGACACAGAGAGGAGCGCGUCUCGGAGUUCGACUGGCACAAGCCCAGUAGGGUCUACGUGACCUUCGAGACGGAGGCGGGCAUGGAGCACGCCCUCGAGACCUUCGAGACGUCGGGCUUUCGGAGGAUGGUCUCGAAGUACUUGGGCUGGGAGAGCGAAAAUACUCCUGAAGCGUUUGAAAAUGUGGUAUUGAAUGUUUCGCGGCCCGUCGAGCCGUCGGAGAUCCUGUGGCACACGUCGCACGUGCGGCGGUCGGAGCGGUGGGUGCGUUUAACUGUAUCUUUUGGAUUGACGGCGGCGCUCGUCGUGGGUGUCUACUACGUCAGCAUCAACAUCGACGACGCCAAUAGUCUAGCGCUGUGGGUCACCUUCGUCAAUAGCGCGUUACCGGUCUUCCUGAAGGCGAUGCAGCUGAUGGUCGAGGUCCAUAGGGAAUAUGGCGACGACCAGGACUCCAUGUUUUUGAAGCUACUUUUAUCAAGAUGGGCGAACACGGUGAUCGCGGCAUUUAUUGCGUACGGUAGAAGGAGUCGGCUCUCGGCGACGGCGUUGUCCGGGGUCAUGUCCAUCUUGUUGAUGGACGCUUUUCUGUUACCGGUACUGCGGGUUUUUGAUGUGUACGACUUAUUUAUGCGGUACGUUGUCGGGCCUAGACAACCCUCCCAACAGGACAUGAACGCGCUCUGGUCGGGCGCGGACUGGAACAUCGCCGAGCGGUAUACCGAUAUUAUGAAGACGUUGGGGGUGGGGCUGUUCUACGCCGCGGCGGUGCCCUACGGGUUGCUGGUGACGGCGGCGGCGCUACUCACGUCCUUCUUCGUGGACCACUACUGUCUGCUGCGGUUGUGGGCCUGGAAGCCGGACUUUGACGACCAGAUUAGUAGGCGGGCCAUCGGGUGCAUCGCGUUACUGGUCUUCGUGCACGUGCUCGUGGCGCAGUACUUCUUCCAGAACUGGGGCGUGUACCCUACUGCUGCUAUCGAGAAUUAUUGCUUUGACUUCACCGGGUCGUUCAUGAGUAGAAAAGAAGCGCUCAGGGCCGGCGAUUGUGACGCUACGACGAUCUCGGCAGGGCAUUGUCUGAGCAAGUUCCUGGUCUGCGCGCCGUCCAAUGCUGAGGACAAACCCUGGGAGCGAACGUCGGCCCAGAAGUUGGCCCGCAGGGCGUACCCUAUCAUCGGCGGCUUCGCGCUGGCCAUCGCAAUCUGGCGCCUCGUCGGCAUCGUGUUCAAGAGAUGCCUGAAGGAGUUCAUCUGGGGCACGCACAGCCACGACUACGACAAGCAGAUGCCCGUCGGCUUCCGCGACUUGGGGGACGAGAUGGCCAUCAGCGCGUACGUGCCGACGGUCCCGCACCCCGUGCCCGGCGAACCCCCGCUGAUCGCGGCCAACAUCACGGGGCUGCCGGACGACUUCCUGCCGCUGCCGCCGGGCAAACCCAAGGAGUUUUACACCAUCUGCAACAGAGGAUACAUGGGAGAGUCGCCGUUCGGAGCCGUCCGGGACCUCGCGCCCGCGCACAUGCAGUCCGACUUCCAGGGGCUCCUGAAGGAUCUGCUGCACGACAUCUUCGGCGAGGUCCAGUUCUGGGGGAAGGAAGGCACGACGACCGGCGCGGACCAUGGUACGAUGAGCGCCGCCGACGAGGCCGCCGCCUUAGGCGGCGGCGUCGACGCGACCGCGGCCGCGCCGUCGCCCCAGGGGGACGACGACGACUACGGCGGCUACGGCGGCAUGGGCUGCGUGGACCCCGACGCGCCGACGCCGAAGCUGCCGACGCCCAAGGCGCCGUCGGUCUUUGCGCAGCCGCCGUUGCCGACGCCCAAGGCGCCGUCGGUGUUCGCGCAGCCGGCGCCGCCGGCGCCGCAGCCCGUCUCGUACGCGCGGCCCGCGGCGCCGCGGCCGGCCCAGCCGGCGAUGCCGCUGCCCGCCGUGCCGCGGCCGCCGCCCGCGGCCCUGCCGCCGGGCUGGCAGCGCAUGCUCACGGCCGACGGCCGCGAGUACUUCGUCGACCACAACACGCAAACGACGUCCUGGACGCGGCCGACUUUUUGAUUCCCUUUUCGUCCCCUCUCUCCCGUGGAUAAAUCGUUUUCUUGGACACCUCGGCGUUUCACGCGGUUCCAGUGUUGGCCUACCGCUAAGGUUCUUUGUAACGGGGGCUCCAGGAUCGGUGCAGGGAGCCGUGUCUGGCGUCUCGAGGGGUACGACCGGGCUGAAUGCGUGUGUCGGACAGCGUGCCAUUUCCCGACAUCGAGAUACAUCGUCGAGGCGACUGCCGAAGGCAAAUUGGUGCCUGCAAUCGCGCUGCGGCGACGAACGCAACACGACAGGCACACAAAAUUCCACCAGUAGUUUCGCGCAUAGCCGCUGCGUUGCGCGCCGCGGCUUUGCGCGUCCACAAGGCGCUGUCAUCAGAGGCCCCUCUGAUAAAUUUUCAGCCAAGCCCACCGCGGCGCGCCAUGACCGCGUCGCCGCCACCAGCGCACCGCGCCCCGACGGGCCCGGCGCCGGCCGCGGCCCAGGACCGCAGCCAGCAGCGCAAGCAGCUCCUCGACCUCGCCGCGGAGCACGCGAAGUUGCUGAGCGUGCUCAUCGCCGACUGGGCCGGCGACGCGGGGGCGGCGGCGACGCCCCGGGACGAUGGCCCGGCGGUCCGGUUGCCGCCGAUUGAAACCAGGCGCCCGGCGCCCGUCGACACCGGCCGCCACGCCCACGCGGACCUCGCCACGCCCCUCCCGGACCUCACGCCCAUCGCGACGCCGCGCGUCGACGACGCGGCGGCGGGCCCGGUGUCGCUCUGGAGCCGCCGCAAGCCGCUCCCGGCGCAAGUCAAAGCGACGCCCGCGCGCCCGAAGACGCCGCCGCGGCCCAAGAAGUCGCCGCGGCCCAAGUACUCCCCCCUCGAGCCCAAGCCGGCGCGGCCCGCCGCGGUCCCGGCGCCGCGCGACGCGGUCCGGCGGCGCCUGCGCGCUGACGUCGCGGCGCGGCUCCGUGCGUCGCGCGCGUCGUCCUCCGACCUCCGGGUCGUCGAGCUCGCCGGCGACGACGAGCCGCUGACGUCGCCACUCGUCCUGCGGCCGGGCCCGCCCGCGGCGUUCGCCGAGCGGUCGGCGCUCGUGACGCCCGCGCCCGCGGACGAGGGCCCGCCCACGCCCGCUGCGACCGUCGUGACGCCGCCGUCGAGCGUCGACGCGGAAGGCUGGGACCCGCCGACGCCGGAAAUCCCGCCGCGGACGGCGCUCGUCGCGCCCAUGCCCCUGGCGACGAAGCAGACGGCCCUCGUCGCGCCCGCGCCCCUCGUCGCCCACCCCGCCGUGGUGGCGCCGGCGCCCUUCGUGCGCGCGAAGCCCACGGCCCUGGUCGCGCCGGCGCCCGAACCGUCCGGCUCCGGCCACUACCGGUCCGGCUCGGGGUCCUUCCCGACGAAGAUGGGCGUGGGGCGGCGUCGCUGCGCGACCGCGUGA